Molecule: messenger RNA, 1752 nt
Organism: Clonostachys rhizophaga
Lineage: Eukaryota; Fungi; Ascomycota; Sordariomycetes; Hypocreales; Bionectriaceae
Source: the annotation of a GenBank genome assembly
AUGUCCGGGUCUUCGGCACAGCUAAAUGCAUUGUCAAUACGAUGUAACCGCCACAUGCCACGCUGCAACAAAUGUCUCGCAUCCGAGUCUGAGUGCGUCUAUCCUACUCGGCAAAAGAGAAAGGUGACUAAACCAGCAGCAAAAGAUAAUGUCAGCAAUCAAGCCUUAACCAACAUACUGGAACGUCUUCAAAAAGUUGAGCAGCAUUGUGACACUCUACCAUCAAUUAUUCCCUUUUCUGUUGCUCAACGUACUUUGGACUCCAAUUCAGAGCCAUCUCAGAGGAAUGGAAUCCCAUUUAUCAGUGCCAUCCCUUCCGAGAUUUCAUCGCCAGGCUAUCUGGCCACUCCCCACAGCGACUUUUCGCUACCAUCGCUCCCAGCACCGGCUUCCAUUGACGCCACAUCAGUUCUACAUGGUGCCAUGGAGCAGGUAGAGAAACUCAUGCUCAGAAGUUUCGCAAAAUGCGUCAUUACAGAGGAGCUCCGAAUACCAAAGGAAGUGGCGAAGCUAUGGCUCUGUAACUUCUUUGAUCAAAUGCUUUCGGACCUCUUUCUCUCUCUGAUAGACCGAAAGUUAAUAGAAAUGGUUCCAGAUUUACUCGAACACCCUCAAAUCCAUCUUGAUGCCGGAAUUCUUGUGAUAUACUACGCUACUCUUUGGCAAGGAGGCGCCAUCACCUCCAUGCUUGACAAAACCACCGAAUUAGGGAGCUUCGCAAGACUGGCUUAUAUAGGAUGCCUCCGUGCCCUUCCAUUAUGGCAGCGAGAGGCCACCGGCACCUACACAGAUAUGAUGGCAGCCAUAGCCAUGUCUCGAAUGGCAGGAGACUCUUUCGACUACGAAUUGGCCUGGAAGAUGCACAAACAAGCAUGCGAAUAUGCACAAGCUCUGGACCUUCACAACCUUGAUGACGGCGGCGGGCCCAUUGGGAGUCAUCAUCCAAACAUAACGGAAGAGAACCGGAAGGGGUUUUGGGGCCUCAUUCAAAUCGAUGCCUUCUUUCGCCUCCUCUUCAACAAACCUCCAUUGCUCACAGGCAACGUCUGGAAAGUCAACCUCCCGUGGUUUAACUCGGAUCCCGUACAAGAUACCAGGACUCUUGAUCAGAUGCUUUUCAUUGUCAGCUCUCGGGUUGCUCUCAUCACGCUUCAAUUUUUUGCCAUUCUAGAAGAAUACAAAGAUGAGCCAGAGGUUCUUGUUCCAAAAACGGAAGCUCUUUGCAUGGAGGUGGUGCAGGUAUUCGAUGAGUGGAAGUUGCCCUAUGAGCAAAUGGCUUCCGCUAAAACUCCCUUUGAGGCCUUCACUAUUGCUGAAGCGGCACUGACAGCGUACACCAGCAUCAUCUUCAUGCUACGGAAAAUGACGGCUCUGGAUUCCACCUCGCCCGCGCCCAUCUCGACGGACGGGGAUGUUCGAGACUCUCCGGUAGCUCUCAUCGCGGCCUGCCACCUUGUGAAGAUAUGCUCUUGGUUAUUACAUCACUACACUCACUCCGUCAUGCUCUCUUGGGUAUUUGGUAUGUACAGAACGUACGCGCCUUUAGCCUAUGUCAUCGGUCAUAUUCUACGCGCGUCGGACGUAGCGCCGUUUACGGAGGAAAUCGAGGCGGUCAAAAGGAUUUCGGCGAGUAUUUUGGCGGUUUCCAAAAAUGAAAAGGAGAUAGUUCCCUUGGCAAACUCAUUGCAAUAUUUAAAUGAGGAGAUACAGAAGAAGAUGAGGGAGACGGGAGAGGAAUUAGGACAGUAUUAA